AUGGCAGAAAGACCAGAAGACUUAAAUCUACCUAAUGCUGUGGUUGCACGGAUAAUUAAAGAUGCUAUUCCAGAAGGUGUGAAUGUGUCCAAAGAGGCAAGAUUGGCUAUUUCCAAAGCUGCCAGUGUGUUUGUGCUCUACGCAACCUCCUGUUCCAACAAUUUUGCCUUGAAGAACAAAAGAAAGACUGUCACAGCUCAGGAUAUUCUGAGUGCUAUGGAAGACAUGGAGUUUGAACAGUUCAUUGAACCUCUUCAGCAGUGCCAGGAAGCUUUUCGGGCAGAGAAGUUGGAGAAGAAGAAGGACAAAGCUCACAAACCGACACCUGCAGUUCAGCAGACGGAGGACGAUGGCGAUAAUGUUGAGGAAGCCAGCGACAACGAAGGUGAAGAUGGCGGUGGCGGGCGGAAAAAAGACGACACGCAUCAGUCAGAUGACGACAAUGAAGAUUACGUCAUCACAGUUAACAAUGACUUGGACAGUGCAAGUAGCCCAGAAAUGUUAGAUUCUGGUGACUAG
This is a messenger RNA of Candidula unifasciata, 519 nucleotides long. The record is from the annotation of a GenBank genome assembly. NCBI's taxonomy places the organism in Eukaryota, Metazoa, Mollusca, Gastropoda, Stylommatophora, Geomitridae.